AUCAAGUUGCCGCCUCCACCUGAGUCCUCAGAGAACUGCAGACAUCUGGACGAACCCUCAACCGGCUCCACGAGGAAACGUCACCCCCCGUCGCCCCGCUCACAAUAAACAGAUUUUGUACCACCGGAAUUAUUUAGAUUACGCACAGAAAUCACAGAGGUUUUUCUGGUAAAUAUUCUAGCCAGGUUCCCCAGACUAGGAAGGGGAGAGUAGCUGAUUAGGAGGAAGCCAGAAGGAGACCAGGAGGAGACCGAGAGGUGACCAGGAGGAGACCAAGCGCAGUUAGGGACUCCUACUUUUCCCGCGGACCUCCAGCCCCCUUCCCCUGAGCGGGGAGUCGAGCGCAGCACAGAGACACGACACAACCGUUUCCCGGAGAUCUUUGGACUUUUUUCGCUUUCAAAGUCCACAAUUCCCACCGUCCAUCCGCCUCCUCCUGGGAGAUGAGCCAAAUCAACCGACAUUUAGUUUGUAGCAAAAUAUGGCCGGGAAAAGUUAGGGGGGAGAGCGACGUGAGGAGCCGUCCCAGGACGAUCGACACUGAGGCGAGACGAGUGCAUCUGGUCAAAAACAGCUCGACCGGAAACCGAGCCGAGGUGGUGUUGGUGCAGGACUAUGCCGCGGGACCCGGCCGGGACCCUGCCCCCGGACCCGGGGUCCUUGGACCCGACCGCUGCCGCCUGCAGCACCGCGGCGGGGCCAUUGAGAAGGCGGCGUGCCAGCAGGCGGCCGGCCGGAUCAACUGCUCCAACCCCGCCUGCGCUUCCAUCUCCGACACGGCACGGGAGCUGUGCAAGGCGGUGUCCGUGUCCCUGGGGCUGGCCGGGGACUCCCACGACAUGAGUGACCCGGACCCGGGUCUGGGUCAGUUUUCUCCGGGGAACGAGCAGCAGCAGCACCGCGGAGACUACCUGCUUGGGGUCUCACAGACAGCCCAGCGCCCCAGAUGCGCCAACAGCGACCCGCACAGCGACCAGCAACUGGUGGAAAUGUUUAAAAGUCCCGAGGACGAGUCGAGCCUGCACCACCUGCUCUCCGCCCGGUGUCUGGACGGACCGCAGGAGGACUUCGACGUCGUUUCCUCCAAAGAGAUGGACCCUACGGACACGGCCCAGCAGGGGACCUGCUACCCCUACGGCCCGCCGCACACGGCCGCCAACUUCACCCACUACCCCAACAACGGGCCGCCCGGCGGCGAGAGACAGCCGAACGCCUACCUGCCCCCGGGAGCGGGGCGCGAGGUCGGAGGGGAAGCCCUGGAGGAGAAGUACGUCGACUACCUCCAGGAGCAGUACAGCGUGAAGAUCAAGUCCGAGGCGGUCCACAGCGGGGCGUUAUGGGGAACUAGUUACAGCUACGACGGGACCGGCAGCGGCCCGUACCCGGGUCCAAGGCAGUGCGUCAAUACGCACAGCCUGGGGGGCAGCGGCGCGCUGGGGGGAGACCCGUACGAGAGGGGGGUGCUGCGCCGGGAGCGGCCGGGGCCGGAGCAGUGGUACCCUGGGGGGACGCUGGCCCGGCCGCCCUACCCCAACCCCGGCUACAUCAAGAACGAGGUGGGGGGCUGGCUGGACGCGACCUACAACGAACCCCGGUUCGACGGCGGCCGGGAGCACAUGUUCCCCAUGGAGUUCUUCUUCCCGCCCCAGCGGACGUGUCUGAUCUGCGCCGACGAGGCCUCCGGGUGCCACUACGGGGCGCUCACCUGCGGCAGCUGCAAGGUCUUCUUCAAACGAGCCGCCGAAGGCAAACAGAAAUACCUUUGCGCCAGCCGGAACGACUGCACCAUCGACAAGCUGAGGAGGAAGAACUGUCCGUCCUGCCGAUUGAAGAAGUGCUUCGAGGCGGGGAUGACAUUGGGAGCGAGGAAGCUGAAGAAAAUCGGGCAGCUGAAGAACCCGGAGGAGGAGGUGGGAGGAGGAGUAGGAGGAGGAGGAGGAGGGGGGCCGCAGGGCUCCCAGGAGCUGAUCCAGUGCAGCAUGUCCCCCAAGCCCUACCUCAACCUGCACUCCCAGCUGGCCUUCCUCAACAUCCUGGAGACCAUUGAGCCCGACGUGGUCAACGCCGGCCACGACCACGGCCAGCCCGACUCGGCCGCCACGCUACUCACCAGCCUCAACGAGCUGGGAGAGCGCCAGCUGGUCAAGGUGGUCAAAUGGGCCAAGGGUCUGCCAGGCUUCAGGAACAUGCACGUUGACGACCAGAUGACCGUCAUCCAGCACUCCUGGAUGGGGGUGAUGGUGUUCGCGCUGGGCUGGAGGUCCUACAAGAACGUCAACGGCAGGAUGCUGUACUUCGCCCCGGACCUGGUCUUCAACGAGAACCGGAUGCACGUGUCCACCAUGUAUGAGCACUGUAUCCGGAUGAAGCACCUGUCCCAGGAGUUUGUCCUUCUGCAGGUCACCCAGGAGGAGUUCCUCUGCAUGAAGGCUCUGCUGCUGCUCAGCAUCGUCCCCGUGGAGGGGCUGAAGAGUCAGAAGUACUUUGACGAGCUGCGCCUCACCUACAUCAACGAGCUGGACCGCGUCAUCAACUACGGCCGGAAGUUCAACUGCUCCCAGAGGUUCUACCAGCUGACCCGUCUCAUGGACUCCCUUCAGGCGGUGGUGAGGAAGCUCCAUCAGUUCACCUUCGACCUCUACGUUCAGGCCCAAUCGCUGCCCACCAAGGUCAACUUCCCCGAGAUGAUUGCGGAGAUCAUCUCGGUGCACAUACCAAAGCUGCUGGCGGGCCUGGCCAAGCCCAUCCUGUUCCACAAGUAGAACCCGCUGGAGGACUGGAGGACCCCCGGAGAGCUCGGGUCCAGAGUUCUGUCCUGGAGUCGCAUCGCGACCGGGUCCCGUUCCGCCACGUUCCGCCGUGCCUCGGUUCUCCACCAGGGAUGAGGCUCAGAGCUCAGGAGAGUCUUCUUCUUCUGCCUCGAUGAAGGAGUGUUUUAAUAACUGGAUCAUCUGUGGUUCCAGCACAAGCUAACGGCCGUUGAAAAAAAUAAAGGAAUCUGUCUCCUUGAGACAGAUCCUUCAGACGGAAAACGAGUGCGGGCCCAGAAAUGAGCUCUUUAGUAACCACGCGU
Gadus macrocephalus (Pacific cod) is the source of this 3073-nucleotide messenger RNA. Its product is annotated as androgen receptor-like. Gene Ontology annotation, biological process: regulation of DNA-templated transcription; male gonad development. The coding region runs from base 444 to 2762 and encodes 772 amino acids. The record is from RefSeq and is a predicted model, not a curated record. The transcript has 8 exons. Gene Ontology annotation, molecular function: zinc ion binding; DNA-binding transcription factor activity; sequence-specific DNA binding. Lineage: Eukaryota; Metazoa; Chordata; Actinopteri; Gadiformes; Gadidae.